Messenger RNA from Argiope bruennichi, 4769 nucleotides. Its product is annotated as myocyte-specific enhancer factor 2-like. The coding region runs from base 554 to 1786 and encodes 410 amino acids. Gene Ontology annotation, biological process: cell differentiation; positive regulation of transcription by RNA polymerase II. The transcript is spliced from 13 exons. The record is from RefSeq and is a predicted model, not a curated record. NCBI's taxonomy places the organism in Eukaryota, Metazoa, Arthropoda, Arachnida, Araneae, Araneidae. Gene Ontology annotation, molecular function: RNA polymerase II cis-regulatory region sequence-specific DNA binding; DNA-binding transcription factor activity, RNA polymerase II-specific; histone deacetylase binding.
UACUUCUACUGAUGUAGUUGCAACUAGAUGAUGAUUCUCCUCACCUUACGUCAGCUGUAAUUCGAUGGUGAAUGCUGAAUUCCUUGGUUUUCUGGCCUUUUGACCAUGCUGAUGGUCUACCUUGCUGAAAGGCAUUCGUGGUGAAGAAAAUAGGUACUGCUUCUCGUCCGAGCAUCCCCUGUGUUAUUUCGGAGAGCUACUAUCUGGGAACAACACCCAGUUCUGUUGUCAUCUUCUUUGACUUCUUAGCUCAUGGACUUGGUUAGCUAAGCUGAAUAAAACCAGUCCUUGAAUCUCUCUUGACGGAAAAGAAGGUAAUUUGAUGGCGAAAUAAGCAGCAGUUAAUAUCAUCUAUUGACUUGUCCUAUCAUCCAUAGGUAGAAAUCCUUCGGUGAUAAUUGUUCGGCGAUUAAUCCUGAAAUAGCCAAGUACUUGCACUUCAUUUCAGGUAAUGAUAGAGUAAUUAAUGUGGGUUUGAAAGGAGUAAAGGAAAGACGAGAGUGAUUGUCAAAACAACAACAGUUUUCUCAAUUCCUUGAUUCCCUCAGCCAUCAUGGGCAGAAAAAAGAUUCAGAUUUCUCGAAUCACAGAUGAGAGAAACAGACAGGUGACAUUUACGAAGAGGAAAUUUGGACUUAUGAAAAAAGCUUAUGAGCUUAGCGUAUUGUGUGAUUGUGAGAUAGCAUUAAUAAUAUUUAACAGUACCAACAAACUGUUUCAAUAUGCUUCUACAGACAUGGACAAAGUACUUCUGAAGUACACAGAAUAUAAUGAACCUCAUGAAAGCAGAACGAACAGCGAUAUUGUGGAGGCAUUAAGUAAAAAAGAACACAAAAGUUCUUCAAAUGGUUGUGAUAGUCCAGAACCAGACCAAGAUUAUGCUUUGACUCCGAGAACUGAAUCCAAGUAUUGUAAAAUUAAUGAAGAAUUUGAAAUGAUGAUGCAAAGAAAUGUUCAACUUAAUGGAAACCGAGGACCAGGAUCUUUAAGUCAGACAUUAGGUCCCAUGUCUGUCAGUCUUAAUAGCAGCUAUCCAAGUGCGGAAAGUUUAAUGGGAUCUUCUCAAAUUCCACCUCAUAGCAACAUUAGUCCCAGACCUGGCUCUUCAGGUCUCCUUGAUAUUAAUGGUGUCACUCCAAAUGGCUAUCAUCGUUCACUUUCCCCUUCCUUGCCUGGGAACAGUUCUCCUGUAAUGAUAAAUAAACAAAUUAACAAGCAGCAUUCACCACCUGGAAACAGAUCCAAUUUGCGUGUUGUAAUACCGAAUUCUCAUGCUAACUCUUCAAUGAAUUCUCGCCCGUCUAAUUCAAUGGGAAGUCAAGUUGGAAAUGUCAAUGCUUCAAUACCUAGCAUGGCUUAUCCGUCCAGUCUUUCGUCGUCCUUCCCUCCAAAUGAUUUUCAACUCAGUUCGGAUUUAGGAUUGUCAGGAUUUAAUUCUCCUGGUUUGCUUCAAAAUUGGUCCCAGGGUCCACUGUCAGGAGUCCAAGGACUUUCACAUUCAAGCCCAAGCUCUACUAUAAGCAGCUUACCUCAUCUUUCGGUUAGCAGUGCAACACCACCUCCAUCUUCAUCACCUCUUCCAGUAAAAAUUAAAAGUGAACCAAUUUCUCCUCCGCGUGAUAACUCAACUCUUAGUCUACAUCGGCCUCCAUCAGUGCAGGGUCAUUUAUCACCUGGCCAUCAUUCUCUUGCCCCUUCUACAUCCUCUUCACCAGAUCCAAACAUGGACUAUGAUCCUCAUAUUAACAAGAGGCCGCGUCUUACAGCAGAUGGUUGGGCUACAUAGUACAAGACUCCCGAAAGUGGACAGCCAUUCAGUGUAUUUUGGUGGUGAUGAACUAUUAAGGCAUUAUACCCUUAUAGGGUAUCAUCUUUAUAAACAUUAUAUUGUGUGGAUAUUUUCUCAAUGAAUAUGCUGGUGCAUUUAAGACAAACUUUAAGAAUUAAAUGUAAAAUAAGAGGAAAUAUGUAUGUGUGUCACCCUUUUAUUAUAUUCUAUCUCAUGGAGAUGAACUUUGAAUAUCAUUAAUGGACAUUGCUGAGUUUGCCAGUACUCAUGUUCUUUCAUUGAGGUAACCUACAUUCAUGAAAAGAUCUGAUUUCUUGAGGAACUGGCUUAAUAUUUUGUUGGACAAAUAGUUCCUGCAUUCUUCAGUGAGCACUACAGUGAACUAUUGCUGAGUUGGACUUAAAUGCUAUCUGUCCUAAUGUGUAAUCCUGAUCUUGUAAAUGUGAGAUUUGUUGUUUAUUGUUUCAUAGUGAUAUUGCCAUCAAUAUAUACUGUAGAAUAUCUUUUAUAUAUAUCAAGACAUUGACAUUGUGAAAUGAUCUUAAAAAAGUUGUUGGCAACCAAAAUAUUUUAUAUGUUGUUAGAUUGCACUAACACUGAUGUUUAUUAGACAUGAUUAAAUAUUAGGCGAGAAUCUAUUUUCAUUAGCAACAUUCCCUAACGGUUGCUUCAGGCUUAAAUGUAAAAUAAAUUAGCCUUGUGUGAACAUGGAAACAGCUUGUAGUAAAGUUACAAGUCAGUUAUUUCAUAUUCAUUAUUUCUGUUGCUGGUACUUAAGCCUUUUAUUGUAUUAUCCUAGUGACUGUUUUUAGUAAUCUCAAAUAUUAAGUAAUUUUUGAGAAUUAGUGUUGAUGGCAGCAAUUUGUAUUUUAUGUACCAUAAUUGCUUCAUUGAUUCUAAAUUAUACAUAGUGUUGGUGUAAUGUUUGAAAUUUUAAGCACUAUAGUGUAUUUAUUAAUUUCCAUUGCAUGCACUUCCUGUGAAGCGCUUGUCUGUUGUAUUUCCUAUCGUGGACUGUUACUUGUUUUGUGGCCAGUAGAAAUAAUAUAUGUCUAGAUUUAAUCUGAUGAAGGGAAGCGUUUUUAAACCUUUAUUUUGUAUAUUAGAGAAUACUACACUUAAUUGAUUAAAUUAAAAAAAAAUCACGUUAUUAGAUUAUUUAAAAACCGAUUUUUAGUCGCGUUUUCAUAAUUGUGCAGGUCAGUUCACUGAUAGGUUAAAUGAUAGAAAAAGAUAGAAUAUAUUCUACAUAACAUUGUUAAGAAGGGAUUUAGAAUAAAGAUAGCUAAAUUUAGCUCGUAUAGUUUUAUUAUACCAUGAGUGCAAAAAUAAGAUCUGAUGACUGUCCAAGUUUUUUUGCUAUAGAUGUGACAAUCAUGAACGUUGACUGCUGUGUCUGAAACACUAUGCCUUCCUUGUCGGCUGUCUGAUCCUAAAAAAAGCAGUGUUAAAUAUUUAAACACAAAGCCUUGAUAUUCGAGAGAAAAGAAACUUGUUCAACCAGUGCCUGUGUCUUUUGCACAAGUAGUUAGAAUCUGAAUUAAAAGAAUUAACAAUUUUUAUCAGAGAGAGUGAAUUUUAAAUAAAACGUGAUUAAAAUGGCAUUUUGCCUCAAUAGCAUUUGUACUUUCUCACGUCAAAGAUUUUACAUAAAAAAUAUAAUUAAAACAUUGUUUCGAAACUCUCUAAAUUUAAAUUAUCCCAGAUUUUAGGCAUUCUAUUAAAUGAAAUUUUAUCCAUCAUGUAAAACUAAUUUUGUGGAAGCAUAUUUUGUCUCAGAUAUUUAGUAGUUGAACUCGUAUGUAGUUAAUGAAUAACAUUCGAUUAAUAAGAGCUGUAAUGAGAGGCAAUAGGAUAGUUUAAAUUAUAAGUAAAUAUAAACAGGUCAAUAAGUUAUUUUAGAAUUUAGCCAAAAUUUUGUCUUGACAAAUACUUAUAUUUUUGUGAGUAAAUAUCUCAUAGAUUUUUAAUGGAAGUAAUGCAUAAGUGCACUAUCAUCUUUACUGACAUAUUUAUUUAUCCACUACUUCCGGAAUAUCUGCCAAUAUUAUUGUAUGCUCUUUAUUUUUAUGUAUCAUACACAGCAGUGUGAAAGAUAUCUUUCCACCAGGGCAAAAUAUUGAUGGAUUUAACCUUCCAUGUUUAUCUCUAUAAAGAGAAAGCUUGUACCAGCAAAAAGAAAAAUACCCCAUUGAAUUAAUUAUUAUAUUUACUUAUCUGUACAUUUACAUUUGGAAUAAUAACUCACUAUCUGCCUGCAGUUGCAUCAUUCCUUAAUGAAUAAUUGUAAGGCUUUGUAGGACAAAUGUUAAUUCGUUUUUCAUCGUUAUUCCAAAAUUAAGUCUUAUCAUGAAAAUGAUUCUCACAGUUUUUUUCUUCUUUUCUUUUGGUUUUAGCACCAGGCCAAUCUUAUUAAUUAUUUGUACAUGAAAGUGAAUUUCUUGUAUUUUUAUAAGUGUAAUAUAAAUUUGGUUUUGUUUGAAUAAUUUAUUCAACUGUAAAUGUAUUUUCUCUUAAUAAUUUCAUGUAUUAAUUCAUUCAUUGUCAUUCAGUUUCAUAUUUCCAUAUUUAUGUUUGUAGAAUAUUGUUGUUAAUUUUACACUUGGUUUUUACUUAUUUUAAAAUUACUUGUGAAAAAUUAUUGGCUAUUUAUUUGAAACUCUUGCAGUAAUCAAAAAAACUUCCACUCAAUCAAAAUUUUUAUAUUUAUUGUGUUGUUCCUUUAUUUUGACAAAUGGUGAUUGAUAUAGAUUGAGAUUUUUUCUGAUUGAUGUAUUUGAAUAUUAGAUUUAUUUCAACAAAAGAGUAAGCGUUUUUAGUACAAUUAUUAACUAUACAGGAUAUAAGCAUUAUUUUGCGAAUAUUUUAUAUUUCUCUCAACAUAUCAAUAUCAUAGUUUUAUAUUCUCUAAACUUUUUUGAAAGGAAGAUUGAAAUCUAUAUCUUUUUUCUUUGUGUGUGUGUAUAUAUAUAUAUAUAUA